AUGCUGUCCGAAUCACUCGCCCUCGGGCUCUGGGACCGGGUUUCAGUCGAUGAUCGUCACUGGGCGCCAGUCCUUCUAGGAACGCUCAUUGCUUACGGUGCAGGAUUGGUGAUCUACCGAGUAUACUUCCAUCCCUUGGCCAAGUAUCCUGGUCCUUUCUGGGCCAAAGUUACUUCUCUCUAUGACUUCUUCGCGGCGUUGUCAGAGCGUCGGGCGCAUAAUAUUCUAGCCUUGCACGAUAAAUAUGGGUCGAUCGUGCGCUACGCCCCCAAUAAACUUGCUUUUAAUGAACCUCAAGCAUUUCAAGAUAUCUACGGCUUCAAGGCCAAUGUCCGUAAAUCGGAUCUGUUUGCCGCAUCGCAGACCAAUUCAGAGGCCAAGGACACGUUCAGUGAACUAUACAAAGAUGCAGCAUUGAAGAAAAGAAAAAUCCUCGCGAGUGGAUUCUCAGAGAGUUCCUUGAGAUCUUUUGAAGCUUACAUGGUGGAUCAAAUCAACAUCUUUUGUCGUCAAUUGGUUGAUCCCGCAACCGAGAAGGUCAAGGACAUGUCGAGAUGGUUCAAUUUUCUCUCGUACGACUUGAUGGGUGAAAUUGUUUUUGGCCGCGGAUUCGGUAUGCUGACGGAUCCCUCGCUACACUAUAUUCUCGAUCUCAUUGAUUCCACAACGUUCUCAUACCUAUUGGGCGGUACCGUGCCUUGGUUGCACAAGUCCGGCUUGAUCAACUUGUUAUUACCUCGAAUCUACUUUAUGCGCCAGAGAUUUGUCGCCGAAUCGACCAAACGGAUAUCGGAGCGGGUUGCCGCAGGCCCAAGCGCCACUGGCGUGAACAAUCGAAAAGAUUUCUUCCACUAUGCAAGUCUCAGAGGGGACACUACAAGUGGCUUCUUACUAACCUAG
Messenger RNA from Fonsecaea nubica, 900 nucleotides. RefSeq lists its product as hypothetical. Bases 1 to 900 code for a protein of 299 amino acids. Gene Ontology annotation, molecular function: monooxygenase activity; oxidoreductase activity, acting on paired donors, with incorporation or reduction of molecular oxygen; iron ion binding. Lineage: Eukaryota; Fungi; Ascomycota; Eurotiomycetes; Chaetothyriales; Herpotrichiellaceae. The transcript is spliced from 5 exons. The record is from RefSeq and is a predicted model, not a curated record.